GCAUCCACAUUUGGCGAGAACCUAACAGAUGGCGUUUUGACCUCGGGAUGCACGUGAUGUUGACCCCUGAGCCCCUGAGGGAGAUCAUCCGCUGUUUCUCCAUUGGGAAACAUGUUUAUCAUGGACUUGUUCGCUUUCAAGGGUACAUACAUACUUGUAGAAAUCAUAGCAAGGUGUUUUUAGAUACCUUCGUAAUUCUCUGCUAAGUUGGACUUCUCGCCCUUAGAACGACACCAAUUGCUAAUGCAUUUGUCGCAUAUGUCGCGUUUGUCGCAUUCAUCGGAUACGGCGGAUGCGAUCGGCUAGGGCCGUGGGCAGAAGAGAGAUACUCUUGCGUCCUCAUUUGAGGCUGGGGGAGGACACGACAGGUCAUCGUAAGACUUGACAAAGUCGGGGUCGCGCCCAUCCGGCUUUCAGAAAGGUCCUGUGUGGCAUGCGUGUCUUGGGUACCUAGGUGGGUGACCAAGAGCCUCACUGUAUCUAUGUAGCUAUGUGAGUCUCUGCAGUGCCUAGUAUCACUAUUAUUGAGUUGAGACGAAAUAUUUGAUUAUUUGGCAAGGAGAGGCCAGGUGCAGGCCGUGCAGGAACAUUAAGACGUAGAGCCAAGCCAAGCCACAUCUGCAUCUGCAUCUGCAAGCUGUAUGACAACGCCUCGCGCCAACAGCCCAGCACAGACCUCUAGACAGACAGUGCACACCUUGAAGCCAUCAUUGAUUCCUCGAUUAAAACACGAACACGACGGAAUUUUGACAGCCGGGUGAGCCCAUAAUCAACAGAGGACAACUUUUCGGCCGCAGACCUUAGCUACCCCUCUAUUUAAAUGCCCUGGAGGGCCCUUUGAGUCUACUAUCUUGUAACACUGUUGAAUUUCUAUUCGAUCACAACAUGGCGCCAAAAGUCAAAGCAGUCGCUGUCAAGCACGCCGAGCCUCAUGGCUAUGAAUUCUUUGGACCUCCUGGUGCAUUCAUUAUCUCUUUCGGCCUUCCUCUCGUCGUCUAUGCCUUCACUUUCCUCUGCAACGACAUUUCGGGUUGCCCAGUCCCUUCGGUUCUUGCUCCUUCGACAGCCACCAUCGAACAACUCAAGAGAGAUGCAGGAUGGCCCGCCAAUGGCAUAUACGGACUGGCAAGCUGGGAUGCGACAUUGAAAGUGGUUGGAUACUACUUGCUAAGUGCGAUACUUCACCGUGUAUUGCCAGGAGAGAAGAAGCUAGGUGUUGAGCUCUCAACUGGCGGCAAGCUCAAUUACAAGUUCAACACAUGGUCUUCGACAAUGGUUACAUUUGGUAUCCUCGCAGCAGGUACAGCUUAUCAAGGCGCAGAGUUCCCUGUUUGGACAUAUAUUUACGACAACUUCCUCCAAAUCGCCACGGCCAAUAUUCUCAUUGCCUACUUCCUCGCAACAUUUGUCUAUAUCCGCAGUUUCAGCGUUAAACCUGGCAACUCGGACCUCCGAGAAUUGGCAGCUGGUGGACACUCGGGUAAUAUGCUGUACGAUUGGUUCAUCGGUCGUGAACUCAAUCCUCGAGUUACGCUUCCCUUCCUCGGCGAGAUUGAUAUCAAGGAGUUCAUGGAGUUGCGUCCGGGCAUGAUGGGAUGGGCCAUAUUGGACUUUACCUUUAUUGCUCGCCAGUAUAGAUCUUACGGUUACGUGACCGAUAGCAUCCUGCUCGUUACUGCCUUCCAAGUCCUUUAUAUUCUCGACUCCUUCUGGAUGGAGAAUGCUAUCUUGACAACUAUGGAUAUCACAACCGAUGGCUUCGGAUUCAUGCUUUCAUUUGGCGACCUCGUCUGGGUUCCAUUCAUCUACUCCCUGCAAGCAAGAUACCUCGCUACUUACCCACUUACCUUGGGACCUCUCGGCACAGCUGGUGUUCUCGGAGUCGUAAGCAUUGGAUUCUACAUUUUCCGCAGCACCAACAACGAAAAGAAUCGAUUCCGCACUGAUCCGAACGAUCCUCGAGUCGCCCACCUCAAACACAUUGAGACAAAGUCCGGAUCCAGGCUCUUGGUCUCUGGCUGGUGGGGAAUGGCACGCCACAUCAACUAUUUCGGUGACUGGUUCCAGUCCUGGGCAUAUUGCCUCCCGACUGGUGUUGCAGGCUAUCUCGUUCAGCACAGCUCAGUUGCACCCGCAACUGGCCAGUCACUAGCCAACAAAUCCUUCGUGUAUAGCGGACCAACAGAACAUACUGAGGUCCUGCAAGGCUCUGCGAGAGGCUAUGGCAUUAUCGUUACGUAUUUCUAUGUCCUGUAUUUUGCAAUCCUUCUUAUCCACCGCGAGAGAAGAGAUGAAGCGAAAUGCAGGCGGAAGUACGGCGAUGACUGGGACAAGUAUCGGGAGAUCGUGAAAUAUCGCAUCAUACCUGGUAUUUACUAGGUGGUAAGGGUGAGAGUGGCUUGGAGUCUGGGCUUAAUUUGAAGCUGUAUAAUAUUUCCUUCUACUGGGACAGGGUCGUCCUUUACGAUUAGACAAGUUCUGCCGCAUGAUGAGUUGCUCUCGUCGCUUUAUGCGCAUAAUGAAGAUUUCCCUUACAAUAGCAAAUGUAAUCUACUCGCUAAGAAGCUUAUAAGAAUGUCAAAGUUUUGAAAACAAUACACUUCUCAAUUGAUAGUGUCAUUUUUACACUGGACACGAACCGCGGCACUCUAUAAUGUAGAGUUGCAUGUUAGGAACUUCAAGAAUGGGUACAUUCGGCCCGAUACUUGUAAGAUGGAGGAACAGUGGAAACUUGGGCCACUUUUUAAGUUGGGUUGGCAUACUGUACCAAGAGAUGAGGAGAAGUCAAGCUGCGGGGAGGUGGAGCAGAAGCGGGGUUGCUCUUGAAGGUGGGAUAGAGAGAUACUUGGAUUUGCAAAGGCAAAUUAUUCA
This is a messenger RNA of Cadophora gregata, 2871 nucleotides long. It is a transcript of the gene ERG24, whose product is annotated as erg24, C-14 sterol reductase. Lineage: Eukaryota; Fungi; Ascomycota; Leotiomycetes; Helotiales; Ploettnerulaceae. The record is from RefSeq and is a predicted model, not a curated record. Gene Ontology annotation, cellular component: endoplasmic reticulum membrane. Bases 886 to 2379 code for a protein of 497 amino acids. Gene Ontology annotation, biological process: ergosterol biosynthetic process. The transcript has 4 exons. Gene Ontology annotation, molecular function: Delta14-sterol reductase activity.